Molecule: messenger RNA, 2235 nt
Organism: Priapulus caudatus
Lineage: Eukaryota; Metazoa; Priapulida; Priapulimorpha; Priapulimorphida; Priapulidae
Exons: 1
Coding region: 16-1818 (600 amino acids)
Source: RefSeq, a predicted model, not a curated record
CCAUAUGAUGAGGAUAUGUGGCGUUACGUUACACAUGUCAGCCCGGCAGUUUGCCCGCGUCGCUCGUUCACACACGUGGAAGGAACGCGUUUAGUAUUCGGCCCGUUACAGCGAAUGGAGGCAAUACCUGAGGAAUUCAGCAGGUGUUCGUAUCGCGGGGUCACUCGCGUCAGGACGAACGACGCCUUUAGAUAUUCACCUCCUCUUCCAAUCGUCGCGGAGUCCACUGACGUCAGCGGAUUUUCGGCAUUGAAUAUUCAGUGCCUUAACGCCGCCGGCCAAGCGACUCACACGAAUUUCCAUCUGGUAAAAGAAGACAUGUUCAUCGUUAAAGCGAAUCACACAAAUUUCCAUCCGGUAAAAGAAGACAUGACCGUCGUUAAAUCGAAUAAUUCGAACGGAAAAAGUCCGAGAGCGAAUUCCGCAAGACCUAACGUUGUUCUACUCGGCAUGGAUUCCGUCUCCCGCCUAAAUUUCAUCCGUCAGAUGCCGAGUACGUAUUUGUUUCUGAAGACGACACUCGGCGCAGUGGAGUUGCUCGGCUAUAACAAGGUGGGCGACGCUACCUUUCCGAAUCUUCUUGCUCUGCUAACCGGCAAGUUUAAACAGCAGCUUGCUACCGUCGACGAGAUGGAACGAAUGCCGCUCGACGACUUCCCGUUCGUAUGGAAAGAUUUCAAACGGCAGGAUUAUCGCACGCUAUACAUCGAAGAUGAGUGCAUCAUGUCAACCUUCAAUUAUGUAAAGAGGGGUUUCGAAAGCCCGCCAACGGACCACUAUCUGCGUCCGUUCGUCUGCGCGGUGGAGUCGCAUUUUGAGACCGAUCACGUGGCGCCACCUUGUGUGGGGAUGAAGACACUCAGCGAAGUGCUUUUAGAUUACUUUGUCGAGUUCCUUGCGACUGACCAUCGCGGCAAAUCCAAGUUCGGAUUUGUUUUCCUUGCUAGAGAUUCGCACAAUCGACUCAAUUUUGCAGCCGACGAGAUGCAUCGGCGGUUUUUCGACAAGAUGCACGAGAAGGAGAUUCUGCGCAAUACGAUAGUUGUCUACUUCUCCGACCACGGCUUGCGUGUCGGCAGAGAAUUGCAGACGACGAUCGGAAAGCUUGAAGAGAGGACACCGUUUGCUUUCGUAAUCGCACCAGAGUCAUUCAGAUCGCGGCAUCGCCUCCUCUACGAUAACUUGCGGCAAAAUGCAGUCCGGUUAACGACGCCCUUCGACAUCCACGCGACGUUGAAGCACCUGCUUCAAAUCGGGCAGACGAAACCUUACGAACAUGCGGGACACGGCGUCAGCCUUUUCGACGACGUGCCUCCGAAUCGAACGUGUGCCGACGCAAAGAUCCCUCCCCACUGGUGCGCGUGUGACAUGAGUCACGUCAAGGUGGCGUCGGAUAGUACCGGUACUGUCCGCCGCGCUGCAGUGGCGCUGCUGAACUCGAUCAACGAACAGACGCGCAAGUACCGCACCGCGUGUCUCCCGUUUCUACUGCAGACGAUCCAGGAUGCGCGAGUAAGCGUCGAUGGCGCGAGCGGAGAAACGAGCAGACGAUAUUUGAUCACGAUAGUUGCUCGAGCCGAUGGUGACGAUCGCAAGGGGGGCCGUGCUAGCAGUGAAACCGUGUUUGCGGGAACCGUGAUAUACUAUCCCGACACGAGCACGUUUACGGUGGCGCAUGAGAUCAGCAGGUUGAACAUCUACGGCCGUCAGUCCCGCUGCGUGCUGCAUCCCAAGAUCAGGAAACUGUGUUAUUGUAGACGAAAUGAAGACGGGAUAUAUAAGAUAUAUAAAGAAAAAUAUCAAGCAAACGCGCAAUAGGACCACGACAAUUAUUUUUUAUCAUUAUAACUGUAACGUCACCAGCGUGUGAUUCCUUAGAGAAGAGCAGCGAGUAAUUUCUUCAUGAGAUAGGAAAGCAUUUCAGAUCAAUGUAGCAGGAGAUAGGCCCCCUAAUAAUAAAAAUAAUAAUAAAAAUAAUAAUAAUAUUAUUAUUAUUAAUAUUAUUAUUAUUAUUAAUUUAAAUUGCUAAAAAUGCAGAAGUUGAUUAGACCAGUUAAAUAGUUUUGAAAGGCCAAUGGACUAUAUUGAAGAUGGAGCGAAACAAAAUUGCUAAAAUAGACAGAUCAACGCCGCAGAUUGCAGUAGGAAAUGCUACAAUAUUGGCAUCGUGCGUGAUGUAGUCUAAAUUGUCUAAUCAUCAUCAUCAUCAUCAUCAUCAUCAUCAUCAUCUGCGUG